This is a messenger RNA of Helianthus annuus (common sunflower), 1065 nucleotides long. RefSeq lists its product as uncharacterized. The transcript has a single exon. The record is from RefSeq and is a predicted model, not a curated record. Lineage: Eukaryota; Viridiplantae; Streptophyta; Magnoliopsida; Asterales; Asteraceae. Bases 1 to 1065 code for a protein of 354 amino acids.
AUGUCCGGCGACGAAAAGAAAGAUGAGCCUGAGUUUUCUGGCUCCGAUAAAUCACUCAAACAGCUGCACCCAGCCUACUCGGUCACCAACGUGCAGUCAAAGAUACGUACCCUUGAUGGCGUGACGGUCACGUAUACGUCUUGGGUUAAGCUGUUUCGAUUCCAUGUUGUGGCCUAUCAAGUUACUGACCACAUCGAUGGAACUGAACCCCCACCAGAGACCGCAACCGAGUACAAAGCUUGGAAGGAGCUUGACGCUCUCGUUCUACAAUGGAUUCUCAGCACUGUAUCUGAUGAUCUUUUACCCCGAGUUCUCGACACUGGCCCCACGGCUCGACAUGCUUGGGUGAAACUCGAAAAACUUUACCUAAGCAACAAGAAAGCUCGGGCGGGGGCCCUUGAAACCAGGUUUUGCAACCUCACUUUAUCUACUUGUUCGUCUUUGGACGACUAUUGUCAGCGCCUCAAAGACUUAGCAAACCAGCUGGAAGACGUGGACCAUCCCAUAACUGAAGAUAGGUUGGUACUUCAACUUGUUCGAGGCUUGCCUGCAGAAUAUGACACAACCGCCUCUCUCAUCAAUGCCAACAGUGCGGAUUGGGAUCUUGCUCGUAGCAUGCUGGAAGAUGAACGUAUUAGACAAGAAGCCCGCCAAAAGACCAACCAGUCCGUUCAUGUUGCCACCACUCCAAACCACUCGUCCCACUCACAACCACAACCGCAUCCUAACCAUCACCCCCAAUCUGGUUCCUUUAACCCACCAUCCCAACAGCCUUACUACCACCGAACCGGUCGUGGCCGUGGCCGGGGCCGAAGCAACCGGGGACGUGGCUCUGGCCGCGGACCAACAUCAUCUUCCCAACCUUGGCCCUCAAGUCACCCAACCUACCCCCAAUGGGCUUGGUGGAACACUCCACCUUGCCCCUACCCAACUCAACCUGCUUUCCAGCCCACUACACCAUACAACCUACCCACGACCCAAACCCAAUCGGCCCAUUACUCUCCUGCACCUCAGCCGAACCCAACCCAACCUACUGCCGCCUACAGCCCACCCACCUACCCAUAG